Messenger RNA from Argentina anserina (silverweed cinquefoil), 1114 nucleotides. RefSeq names its product transcription factor TT2-like. The transcript is spliced from 3 exons. NCBI's taxonomy places the organism in Eukaryota, Viridiplantae, Streptophyta, Magnoliopsida, Rosales, Rosaceae. The coding region runs from base 91 to 1032 and encodes 313 amino acids. The record is from RefSeq and is a predicted model, not a curated record.
AGUCCACGCACAUUCAUCUUCAUUACUCAAUUUGGAGCGAAAGAGAGGGCUAUAGAGUGAGUAGUACUGUAGUAGUUUGUAAGAGUCUCGAUGGAAAACAAAAGACAGAAAGCUCUGCAGCAAGAGCAAGCCAGUAGUUGGAAUAAGAAGAAUUUGUGGAGGCCAGAAGAGGAUUUGAUUCUGAAGAAGUACGUGGAGACUCAUGGAGAAGUAAACUGGGCAACUAUUGCAAAGCGAUCAGGUUUGAAUCGGAGUGGAAAGAGCUGCAGGCUAAGGUGGAAGAAUUACUUGAGACCCAACAUCAAACGUGGAGACAUGUCCCAGGAAGAGGAAGAUCUCAUUAUCCGAAUGCAUAAGCUUCUUGGCAACCGUUGGUCACUGAUUGCUGGUCGGCUUCCUGGUCGAACGGACAAUGAAGUGAAGAACUACUGGAAUACCCAUUUGAACAAGAACAAUGCCGCCUGCUCCUGCCCUGCAGGAGCACCUGGAGGCCAGGUCUGCAGCAAAAGAAAAGCCAAUGAUCACAACCACUACUCGGACAAUGCUAAUCAACAUCGAGACAACUACCACCAUUGUAGUAACAAAACGAGGAAAACCAUCGACACUGAAUCAACUAAGACAGAAAGCAUCACUCCUGAAGAGGAACAGAAAGAUGGAAAUAGCAGCAGGGAGGACGAUCAAAGUAGCAGUAGCAUCAUGAGCGCUAGGAUGGCAACAAGUUACCCAUACUGGAUGGGUGGCUACAGUAGUAAUACAGAUCAGAGCUUGAAUUUUGAAUAUGCAGACACAGACUAUCAGUAUCCACUAAACAGCAACUGGGUUCAGUACUGCCUGCCUACAAUCACAAACAACAAUGCAACAACAUCGACAUUUGUGUUCGAUGAUGAACCUUUCUUUGCCUACAUGGAUUCUUUUCUCUUGCUCGAAGCAGGAAUUGGAUGCUCUAGUACUGCUGCUCCUACUGAGGGAAUGCAAUCAUCAGUUAUGAUGCCAUUAUCAUCUACUAAUGAUCCUCAUUCCCCACACUUCUAGUUUGUCCAUGAGUUAUAAAGAAAGUCUGAAUCCACUCAUAAUUAAUCAUUAUUUAUAAUGAAGCAGUUGCAUCGACUAGUAU